AUGGAGUCAAUGGCCCUCAGGCAAGAGAUUGCUCGUAACCCCUGGACUGCGAGCAUGUGCGAUCCAGGCAUGCCUGCGCCAUCAUUUGCCCUUGACUCUCCCCCGUGGUCCAGCGCCAUCAGGGCGGAGGCAACUGUCUCCCCAAAGCAACUUCGGAUCCACCCAACGCCGACGCCAACAUCCUCCGUCGAGUCGAUUCACACAAGCUUCUUUGCCGGUGGCGAUUCGGACUCGGCAGUCAUGUCUUAUGAAACACCACAUCUGGACCUGGCGCAGGGCUCUACGAGGUGUCAUAACCCGGAUGGCAACCGCACCCGGAAGCAGUUGCCUGACAGGGCCCCUCAACCUCACUACGUGACUAUUGCCCCAGGCGAUAGAUCGAGAAAUGCUGACCAGUCCCCUCCUCCGAACAAGGACGGCUCGUCUGCCAACAUAAAGACUUCUCGGUCCAGAUCUGCACGACCGCAACGGUCCUGCAACGCCGCUCCACCUCCAUCCGGCGGCAGCGACGAACGCUCGCUCAAGGACGACUUCCUCGUCAAGUCAAAGCUGGCCGGCAUGACAUACAAGGAGAUCCGCCGCAAGGGCGGCUUCACGGAGGCCGAGUCAACGCUGCGAGGACGCUUCCGCACGCUGACCAAGAACAAGGAGGCGCGCGUGCGCAAGCCCGAAUGGGCAGAAAUUGAUGAUCGGCUGCUGAAGAAGGCUGUGCGGAAGCUCGCGAAGGGCAACGACCCGGCCGCCGCCAAGAUCCCGUGGAAGCAGGUUGCUGAUUACAUUGUUGACCAUGGUGGAUCGUAUCACUUUGGUAAUACCACGUGUCGGAGGCGUUGGGACACACUGCUCGCGGAGGAGAGAAGAGGACGGUAA
Molecule: messenger RNA, 870 nt
Organism: Phaeoacremonium minimum UCRPA7
Lineage: Eukaryota; Fungi; Ascomycota; Sordariomycetes; Togniniales; Togniniaceae
Exons: 2
Coding region: 1-870 (289 amino acids)
Source: RefSeq, a predicted model, not a curated record